AAAGAUUCCUCUUGUGGUAUGGUCGAAGUUGAACAAACGAGAAAAGGCAAUCAUGUCGACAAGGCAAAUUUACUACUCUGAUAAAUAUUUCGACGAGGAAUUCGAAUAUAGACACGUUAUGCUGCCCAAAGAUGUUGCCAAAAUGGUGCCAAAAAAUCAUUUGAUGUCAGAGGCUGAGUGGAGAAGUAUUGGUGUACAGCAGAGUCAUGGUUGGAUUCACUAUAUGAAACAUGAACCUGAGCCUCACAUACUGUUAUUUAGAAGAAAAGUAACCUGCUAACUGACGAUGUAGUAGUUGGCUCCGAUUGUCUUUCAAAAACUAUUGUGAAUAGUGUAAAUCAUCUUAUAGUGACUCAGUGAAUUGUGACCAUUUUAGUUCUAUGUGUUUUUCAUUUCUUGUCUUUAAUUUUCUGUCCAUUAUUUUUUUUUCUCUUAUUUGUCUUCAAUUGUUAUGAAUGAUAAUGUAUGUGAAUGCUUCAGGUUUAAAUCAUUUACAUUUAAAUAAAGAUUAAAUGGGUUUUAAGGUAUU
Molecule: messenger RNA, 529 nt
Organism: Lottia gigantea (owl limpet)
Lineage: Eukaryota; Metazoa; Mollusca; Gastropoda; Lottiidae
Exons: 3
Coding region: 53-280 (75 amino acids)
Biological process (GO): regulation of mitotic cell cycle
Cellular component (GO): SCF ubiquitin ligase complex; cyclin-dependent protein kinase holoenzyme complex
Molecular function (GO): protein kinase binding; cyclin-dependent protein serine/threonine kinase activator activity; ubiquitin binding
Source: RefSeq, a predicted model, not a curated record